UCUCUUCUUUUCAUUACGCGUUUCCCUCCUCGUUUCAGCCCUUAUACACUUCUGAACAGAGAGGCAGAAAACAGGACCCAGGAGCGCCAGAGCAGGAGUUCCCAGGUUGAGUUAGAACUUCCUCCCACGCAACUCAGGUGUGGGGCAUCUGGGGCUAGCUGUUUGUACAGAAAAUGGUAACAUCUCUGUCAACUGACAGAGAAAGUCGAUGUAAUUGGUCUAUUUGAUGCAGUCUAAAGACCUGUGAGCUUGAAAUACUGGUUUAAGUUAGACUGUGACUGCUGGAGAAAUGGAGAACUUUAAAGAUGUUCUGCAGAAGCUGCAUGAGGUCCAUGAGCGAGAAGUGGAAGUUCUGCAGGUGAAAGUCAAAGAGCUGUCCAACAAGAAGGGCUGUGACACAAAGCGCAUGGAGGAACUGUUCACCAGAAACCAGCAGAUGAAAGAGCAGCACAGAUUACUCACUGAGAACAUCAAGACACUGGAAAAUAGACUGCGAGCCGGACUGUGUGACAGAUGCACAGUAACACAAGAGGUCGCCAAGCGAAGACAGCAGGAAUAUGAAGCCUCACGGAUACAGAGCCUCCAGCAUAUCUCACUCCUUGCUGGAGAAAUGACCAACCUAAGGAAAGAGAAUCUGAAACUUAAAGAUGACAUAACCAAUUUAAGAGCAAUGCUUGAAAGUCGCGGCGGGCCCUCCGUUAACAACAGCUGCUCAGUUGAUAUCAAACCAAAGAUGUCUCCUAACCUUUCGCCCUCUGGAGCUGUGGCCCUCGUCAGCCCAACAAUCAGUAGUUCCAACAGCCAGCCAGCAGAUAGUGAUGUAAUGGUAAAAACUGAGGCAGACCACAGAGGUGAAGAAACCGAAUGUAGACAGCUGAAAGGCACACAACGCAGGAGCUUCGAAGUAUAUAAGCCUCAUUCAACUUCAACACUAUCAUCCUGGAAGACAGAACACAGGAUAACCCGAGAAGGAGAGAGGAGCUUUGAAGCACUUGAUCAGCAUCAUGCCCCCAUCCAUCCAUCACCUCUUCGGAAGAAAUCUCCCUCCUCACCAGGUGGAGAGGUGAAACCAAGCAGGCCUGUAAUCCAUGCUCCUAUACCCUGCCAUCCCAAACGGCUCAAGAGUGGUCCUGUGUCUCUGCCCUGGCCCGCAGACUGGGUUUCUGUGGCUGCUGCAGGAAACAGCAACACAUUACAAACCUCCUCCAGCAGGCUUCAUUUGCCACACUUUACCAACUUGAUCCCGCCAAGCUUACCAGCCACCCCCAAAAGGCAUACUGUUGGUUCUCCAUGGCAAAAGCCGAGCACCCCUCUCCCCCCUAAAGAACCAACAGUGGUGUUCACAUUCAGGAGGAUGCCAGAUAACACAGAGAAUGAAACUAGGCCCCCAGAGAAAAAGGAAGACCCUCCUUCCAUUGCUCAGAAAAUCUCUGGAGAAGCGCUUAGAGAUAGCUGUGAUGGGCCUCUGGACCUUUCAGAUCACGCUAAGUCUAAACCUAACCAACCUGCAAAUGAAGAUAGUCCCAUCGCCUUACAAUGUCAGGAGGGCAUACAGAGGAGCCCUGACAGACAUGUAAAUAUGCUGAUACCUGUAUCAUCACCCUCACUCGUUGCCCUUCCUUCUUCCUCCUCCACAACACAAGUCAAACAACAAGAACAAGAGCCAACCAAUGAUCAUAACCAUGAGGUUAAAGACCAGCAACAAAAAGAAGAAGCGGUUGGUAAAACAGAGCAAAGCAACAGAAAAAACGUUCCUGUCCUCACCUUGUCGCUACGUCCAGCAGUGGUAAGGCUGGAGACCCUAACAUCUGCUCUACAUAAGCAAGAGUCGAUAUCAUCAAAUGGCAAGCCAAAGUGUCCUUCUAUUGUGAGCCCACGUGCUUCCUCUGAAUCGUCACAGUCCUCGUCUUCAGCGAAUGAGGCACAGAGCAGCCUGGAUGAACAGGAAGACAAAAGUGGGUCGGGUCAAGAGACCAAGCCAAACUGCAAGAGGAAGAGACCUCGUGUAGAGACCGAAACUGAUAGAGACUCAGACACAAACAAGAUCCAUCAGGACAGAAGAAUCAAUAUUACAGUGAUAACUGAGGAGAGGAGCCCCAACUAAAGAGGAGGAUAUUGCAUUGAUAUUACAUGUGCAUAUUCACAUCAAUGAUCAAUGAUCUGAUUUUCUCCCACAUGGAGGCAGCAUGACAAACUGUAAACACAGCACUGACUUAAUCAAAUCUUCUCAACCUUCUGCAUUAAAAAGGGAGGAUUUGUUUGUAUAUUGUUUUUUUUUAUCUGCAUAGCGCCUAAUCAGCAUUCAUUCUUUUUAGCUCUGCUUUUUUCUUAGGCACAACCUAAUCUGCACAUUUACUGCUAUAACUUUGACCAUCUGACUGAAGAGGUAGUUUUCCAAGUGCAAGUAUGUCAGCUGGUGAAAUCAGAAUGAGAAUAGUAAGAUUAAACACAUACGAGCAGCAACAAUAUGAUAGUGUCCUGAAAAGAUAUGUGGCCCACAGAAAAUACCAACCUCAAUGUCACGUUGUUUUUGUCUCUGGGUUUAUGACUACAAGUAAAAGCCAAUUUUUGUGUUGUC
Messenger RNA from Girardinichthys multiradiatus, 2578 nucleotides. It is a transcript of the gene rbbp8nl, whose product is annotated as retinoblastoma binding protein 8-like. The transcript has 16 exons. Lineage: Eukaryota; Metazoa; Chordata; Actinopteri; Cyprinodontiformes; Goodeidae. Gene Ontology annotation, molecular function: single-stranded DNA binding; double-strand/single-strand DNA junction binding; Y-form DNA binding. The coding region runs from base 290 to 2104 and encodes 604 amino acids. Gene Ontology annotation, cellular component: site of double-strand break. Gene Ontology annotation, biological process: DNA double-strand break processing involved in repair via single-strand annealing; double-strand break repair via homologous recombination. The record is from RefSeq and is a predicted model, not a curated record.